AUGCAUUUUCCCCCUAGUCUCACCUACCCCACCUCCUCUCCUCACCCCGCCCCAGACACGCCUCCAUCCAUCCCACCCCUCUUUCAGGCCAAUCGUAGCCUACAGGCCGGGCAAGACCGAGACCGAGACCGGGGCAGGAUUUCACUCUCAGUACCCCUGGCGGUGCCCCCAGCUCCGGAAGCCCUCUGCCUGACUGCAGGGCUCUGCCAGGUGAUGGCGGCCCCGUGGCGCUUCCUGCCACGCCAGGCCUGCUUGAACCUCGCCAGCUCUCCUUCUGCGAGGGCCCAGAGUCCUGCACUGCGGACCGGAUUUUUUUCACUUUCCUUAGCUCCACAUGCUCCCCAAGGUCUUGCCCUUCCCCAAGAUGAAGCCCCAGGAAACCAGGUCCUGGCAGUCCCUCUUGAGAUGCCGGAGACCAAGGAUUUGGUGUCAUUUGAUAUUGUGCCGUGGCACCUCACCGAACAGGAGUGGCUGAGUCUGAGUCUGAGCACAGAGCAGCAGGCACUGACAUAUUCCAGGGCUGUAACCUCCAUUGGAGUUCCUGUUGUGAGUCCUCCUUUGGUAUCUCAUCUAUCACAAGGACAGGUUCUGUUGGUAUCAGACCCAUUCCUCAGCACAGAUCACACAGAAAAUCCCUCUGUGACCUCCCACCACAAGAUGGAUGAAGAAGUCCAGCUGCAAGAUAUGGCGUCGACGAGCUCCCCGAGGGCCCAUGACCCCAGCGCUGAGGUCAAACAAAAUGGGAACUCUGGGGGAAGGGGGAGUAGCCCACAAAAUCUGCCCAUAGAACACCAUUUUGCAUGUAAAGAGUGUGGGGAUACCUUCCGCCUUAAAGUGCUCCUUGUUCAGCACCAGAGGGUUCACAGUGAGAAGGGCUGGGAAUGUGACGAUUGCAGGAAGGUCUUCAGGGGGGUGUCAGAAUUUAAUGAGCACAGGAAGAGUCACCCAGCUGUGGCUGCUCAGCCCCGGCCUGGCCCCAGUUGGGCUGUGGAAGAUGCCUUGGAAAAGAGGGAGCAAAUGGAGAGGGAAGCGAAGCCCUUUGAGUGUGAGGAGUGCGGGAAAAGGUUUAAGAAGAACGCAGGCCUUAGUCAGCACCUAAGGGUGCACAGCAGAGAGAAGCCCUAUGAUUGUGAGGAGUGUGGGCAGUCCUUCAAAGCCAACACCCACCUCUUUCGACAUCAGAAGCUUCACACUUCGGAAAAGCCCUUUGCGUGCAAGGCGUGCAGCAGGGAUUUCCUGGACCGCCAGGAACUUCUCAAGCACCAGAGGAUGCACACAGGCCACCUGCCCUUCGACUGCGACCACUGCGGCAAGUCCUUUCGUGGUGUCAACGGCUUGGCAGAGCACCAGCGCAUCCACAGCGGCGCCAAACCCUAUGGCUGUCCUCACUGCGGCAAGCUGUUCCGGAGAAGCUCGGAGCUCACCAAGCACAGGAGGAUCCACACGGGUGAGAAGCCCUAUGAGUGUAGCCAGUGUGGCAAAGCCUUCCGCCAGAGCUCCAGCCUGCUGGAGCAUGCACGAAUCCACAGUGGUGAGAGGCCUUAUGCAUGUAGCGAGUGCAGCAAGGCCUUCCGGGGGCCUUCUGACCUCAUCAAGCACCGGCGCAUCCACAGUGGACUGAAACCCUAUGAGUGCGACAAGUGUGGCAAGGCCUUCCGGAGGAGCUCAGGCCUGAGUCGCCAUAGGCGGAUCCACAGUGGGUCCAGGCGCUGUGAGUGCAGUGAAUGUGAUCGUGUGUUCAAGAGACACUCAGCACUACAGAAGCACCAGCCCACCCACUGCAAGUAGACACUGCCCUGGGACCUAUAGCAGGGGUCUGCAGAGGCUUUGUCCCAGUCAAAGGAGAUGAACAGUUUUGUGGCACCUAUCUAUUUUAUUUUGUGAGCAGUUGAAAUGAUUUGUACUUCCACCAGCAAUUUAUAGAUGUUCAUGUUUCCCACUACACCUAUUGAGGGUAGCUUUUACCAUUUUAACAUACCUUGGCUGCUUUUCCCAGCAGAAAGUACUGUCGAGGUAUUUUAAUCUUCACAUCUAGAAUGAGAAGAAAAAUCUGCAUAUAGGGGUCUAGUAGGGAGCUGGGAGGUCCUUUCCAAGUUCCACCCCUGAGGGAAAUACACCACUAUUCAGUAGCAUCAAUAUGGUAAUGUACCUUUCUUGAAAGGAAAAUUGCCCCAAGGUUUUGGCCUACUUGAAUUCAUAAAAUUUUAGAGAUGCAAAUAGAUCAAAUGCCAUAAUAUUUAAUUUAUUAAUUUAGUUAUAGAUACAUAUUGUAAAUCACAUUAUAUGGAAUAAUAUAUUAAUUUAGAGAAUACUCCUUUCACCAUAUUCCAUUUGUGCAUUUUUGAUCUCACCAACAUGGGAACCUGUUUGACUCAUCACUUACCUCUGUUUGAUCUAUAGUAGCACUGUGACAAUCCCUUCAUGAGGCUCUCACCAGAAGUUUCCUCCAAUCCAUAAGAACAUAUUCAUAUAUUACAAUCAUUACUUUGUGUCUUUAAAUUAGUGCUGUACCUACAACAUGACCACUUCAAAUGGUCUUUUAAAAGGCCUUUUUUUUUUUUGCAUUUCAAGCAUCACUCUUGGAUCUCAGUUCUAGUAAAACUUACUGAGAUGGAGAUAAACCCUUUUUUUCUACCAUUUUGUUAAGCUAGUUUAAUUCAGUGCCCCCUAUGAACACCAAAAACAAACAUCAGUUGGAGUUUGUGCUCACAUGCUAUCAUCUUGUUCAAAAUAAAGUGAAAGAGUACCCCCAAAUGAGAGGGACAUCUUCAGGACUUGAAGGUAAAAUGACACCUCCUUCACCCAAUAUCAGACUUCAUAAAUAUUACUUCUCCAACCUUCCAUUUGCAGCUAUGAAGUGAGGAGUAGUCACAGUCCCUACCUCUUAAGGUUCUCAAGGAGUGUGCCUUGCCUGUAAGAACUCAGUGAAGGUCACACGAUGACAUCCCAUAGCUCAUUAGUACCAGAAACAAAGAUGGACUCCUCAGGCCUCCUGACUACUGGUCUCAUCUUUCAUACAAUUACUUCAAUACUAUUACUGUUUUUCUUACAUGCAAAUUAUCUGUUCAUCUCCUUUGACUAGUUAUCAAGUUACCUUUGGAUAUAUUGACUUUAUAAAGUAGUUCUUCUAUAUCAAUUGUCAUGUUAUUUUCCUAUUUUUAUUG
Messenger RNA from Mesocricetus auratus (golden hamster), 3164 nucleotides. It is a transcript of the gene Znf275, whose product is annotated as zinc finger protein 275. The coding region runs from base 1 to 1788 and encodes 595 amino acids. The record is from RefSeq and is a predicted model, not a curated record. NCBI's taxonomy places the organism in Eukaryota, Metazoa, Chordata, Mammalia, Rodentia, Cricetidae. Gene Ontology annotation, molecular function: RNA polymerase II cis-regulatory region sequence-specific DNA binding; DNA-binding transcription factor activity. The transcript is spliced from 5 exons. Gene Ontology annotation, biological process: regulation of transcription by RNA polymerase II.